AUGUCUUUCAACAUCUUUCUGCUAGUUAUAUCAUGUGCUCUAUGUGAGCUUGCAGCCUCAGAAUUUGAGUUCACUUAUAAUGGAUUCAAAUCAGCAAACAUGAGCAUAGAUGGCUUAUCACAGUUAACCUCUAAUGGGCUGCUGAAGUUAACUGAUUCAACCACACAGAAAACAGGUCAUUCAUUUUAUCCGAAUCCAGUCAAUUUUAAGAACACUUCAGAUGGUGCAGCACAUUCUUUUUCUACCUCUUUUGUCUUUGCAAUUGUGCCUGAAUAUCCAACUUUGGGUGGUCACGGCUUCGCUUUUGUUAUUGGACCAACUAAAGGCCUUGCAGGAGAUCAUCUUCCAUCACGUUACAUAGGUCUUUUCAGCGACAAAAACAACGGGAACAUCACCAACCAUGUUGUUGCAGUGGAGUUUGAUAUGAUACUGAAUCGCGAAUUUGAAGAUAUUAAUGACAACCAUGUUGGAAUUAACAUCAAUCAGAUGAAAUCUGAGGUAUCAAAGCCAGCAGGUUAUUACGUUAGUAACGAUCGUCCAUUUCAAAAUCUGACUCUUAUCAGUGGCCAGAUAAUGCAAGCUUGGGUUGAAUAUGAUGCUGUAUCUAAGCAAAUUCAUGUUACCUUAGCACCCGUCGUAGCUGCUAAACCAAACACUCCACUUUUGUCUUUGUCCUAUGAUCUUUCACCUAUAGUGGAACAGACCAUGUAUAUCGGUUUUUCAGCAGCCACCGGCUCUGUGGCAUCAUCUCACUAUAUUCUGGGGUGGAGUUUCAAGAUAAAUGGCAUGGCUGCAGGACUUGAUAUUUCUAAGCUUCCAAAACUUCCUCGAAUCGGACCUAAAAAGGUAUCAAGGCUUCUAUCCAUUGGCUUGCCUGUGAUUUUGGUAGUUGUUCUUUUAGUUUCUACCUUUGGAGUUGUUUAUCUCAUAAGAAGAAAAAUGAAGUUUGCUGAAUUGCUUGAAGACUGGGAACUUGAAUAUGGACCUCACAGGUUCAAGUACAAAGAAUUGUACAUUGCUACCAGAGGUUUCAAAGAGAUGGAGCUAUUGGGUAGUGGGGGAUUUGGUAGUGUGUAUAGAGGGGUAUUGCCUAGUACAAAAAUGGAAAUUGCAGUAAAAAAGGUGUCUCAUGAAUCAAGACAAGGAAUGAGGUCUUUUAUUGCAGAAAUUGUCAGCAUGGGUCGUUUACGCCAUAGGAAUUUAGUUCCCCUUCUUGGCUACUGCCGGCGAAAAGGUGAGCUGCUCUUAGUUUAUGAGUACAUGCCUAAUGGGAGCUUAGACAAGUAUCUGUAUGGAAAACCCAUAGGCAUCCUAAGUUGGAGUCAAAGGUUUCAUGUGAUUAAAGGUGUGGCUUCAGGCCUGUUUUAUCUACAUGAAGAAUGGGAGCAAGUAGUGGUUCACAGAGAUAUAAAGGCUAGUAAUGUCUUACUUGAUAGUGAAUUCAAUGGAAGAUUAGGAGAUUUUGGUCUUGCAAGAUUAUAUGAUCAUGGUACUGAUCCUUAUACAACUCAUGUAGUGGGGACCAUCGGCUACCUUGCCCCUGAGCAUACUAAAACAGGCAAGGCUACAACUAGCAGUGACGUCUUCUCUUUUGGCGCAUUCUUGCUUGAGGUUGCUUGUGGGAAAAGGCCAAUAGCUCCAAAAGCACCGUCGGAGGAAGUUGUUCUGCUAGAAUGGGUGUUUUCUUUUUGGCGCAGAAGUGAACUUAUUCAGGUGGUUGAUCCUAAAAUGGGAUGUGAUUUUGUGCCAGAGGAAGUGGAGUUAGUGUUAAAACUUGGGUUGUUAUGUUCUUCUUUGGAGCCAUCAUACAGGCCAAGUAUGCGACAGAUUGUUCUCUACUUAGAGGGCUCUGUGGCUCUGCCGGAGUUUGCGUCGCUCAAUCUUUGUUCUGCUGGACUUAUUGUUACACAUACUCAUAGCUACGACGAGAUGGCCUUGACACACUCAUCUUCUGUGGAGAAGACAUGUUCUUAUUGUUCCUCCAUUUCAAAUUCCCUUCUUACUGGAGGUCGAUAAUUAAAUAAGUUUAUGCGCUAAAAUUAUUGACUGAUAUGAGGAGGUUCAUGAUAUUAGUAGUGGCUAAGUGUAGCAGACUAUCAUUAAGCAAUUAGAUAAUUGGUAAUAUCAAAUAUAUGUAAUUUUCUCAUUUGCUCUAUUUUAUGUUUAGGCUUUCAGUAUGGCUUUUCUGUUCAAAGCAUUAUUAUUUGCACUUUAUGUAAUUCAAUAAAAUUGUUUUGAUACAACAA
Molecule: messenger RNA, 2246 nt
Organism: Lycium ferocissimum
Lineage: Eukaryota; Viridiplantae; Streptophyta; Magnoliopsida; Solanales; Solanaceae
Product: L-type lectin-domain containing receptor kinase IV.1-like
Exons: 1
Coding region: 1-2016 (671 amino acids)
Biological process (GO): protein phosphorylation
Cellular component (GO): plasma membrane
Molecular function (GO): carbohydrate binding; protein kinase activity; ATP binding
Source: RefSeq, a predicted model, not a curated record